This is a messenger RNA of Chelmon rostratus (copperband butterflyfish), 477 nucleotides long. It is a transcript of the gene ucn3l, whose product is annotated as urocortin 3, like. Bases 1 to 477 code for a protein of 158 amino acids. Gene Ontology annotation, cellular component: extracellular region. The record is from RefSeq and is a predicted model, not a curated record. Gene Ontology annotation, biological process: adenylate cyclase-activating G protein-coupled receptor signaling pathway; hormone-mediated signaling pathway; digestion. Gene Ontology annotation, molecular function: corticotropin-releasing hormone receptor 2 binding; hormone activity. The transcript has a single exon. Lineage: Eukaryota; Metazoa; Chordata; Actinopteri; Chaetodontiformes; Chaetodontidae.
AUGCUGCCGUCCCUGAAGACCCUGCUGCUGCUCUCGGUCCUGUGCACACCGACCUCCAGCCUGUGCCUCCGCCUCUCUCAGUCACGCUCCGAUCUCCUGUGCGACGACCAGAUGGCUGUCGGCGUCCGGAGCGACGAGGACGAGCCGGGUUACUCCCCCCUGGACGGCUGGGGGUCCCUCCUGCAGACCGCGGAGUAUCUCUCCUCCUCAUCCUCCUCCUCCCCCUCCUCUGACGAGUCAAGCCGGGAAAAAAGGACUUCAACUCCCGCAAACUACCGCUUCAUGAGCCGGACGAAGCUCAGAGGGCAGAUGCUCCGCAACAGCAGCAAAGGGGAUCGGAGGAGCAGGCUGACCCUGUCCCUGGACGUCCCGACCAACAUCAUGAACGUCCUCUUUGAUGUGGCCAAGGCCAAAAACCUGCGCGCCAAGGCGGCCGAGAACGCGCGGCUGCUGGCGCAGAUCGGACGCAGGAAGUGA